This is a messenger RNA of Scatophagus argus, 2693 nucleotides long. It is a transcript of the gene gpr101, whose product is annotated as G protein-coupled receptor 101. Gene Ontology annotation, molecular function: G protein-coupled receptor activity. Bases 899 to 2239 code for a protein of 446 amino acids. NCBI's taxonomy places the organism in Eukaryota, Metazoa, Chordata, Actinopteri, Scatophagidae. The transcript has a single exon. Gene Ontology annotation, biological process: G protein-coupled receptor signaling pathway. The record is from RefSeq and is a predicted model, not a curated record. Gene Ontology annotation, cellular component: membrane.
GACAAGCUCCAGCGGUGGAGGAGAUUUCAGCGCAGGUGUCCUUGCGUGUGCGUCUCUUUUCCUUUUUUCCCCCCCUUCCCCUGACACCUCGGAGACAAGACACGAACCGUAAGUAGCCUAAGACUGUUGAGGAGGAAUCAAAGCUGAUAAAAUAAUAAAUGUUUGAUCUGCCAUGAAAUCCGAAAAGAGCAGCAGAGGAGAGAUAUGCUCGUCUGGAUGAGAGACCCCCGCUGGGUGAAGACACGCAGCGUAUGUUAGCUGAGCCGUGAAAGCUCGCUGCCAUUGACUGGAGCUCACGCUGAAAUGGGGGGCAAAACGCUGAAAACGAAGCGCAGGAGUGUGAGAAUCCUCAAGCAAAACAUCGCAUCACUGACCAUUUCGAGGUAUUCUACAUCAUUUACAGAUUAGCAGUCCGCGAUAUUUGCCUCUGUCUGGACGUUUCCACUCGAUGCUUGAAGGGUACCGGCAUUUAUGUCGCCAGUCAAAUUCCAUUUUUUCAUUGUGCAGAUGUGGUCUGCAGGAAGAAUAAGGCCUGUUAAGUGGGUGAAACGUUCAGGGAUUAAUCGCUGAUCACGGUGAUGGACGAAUCAGUGCAGAACAUCAUUACAGGCUACUCAAACAUGAGUCUCCUGGACUGUGUUCACAUGUAGUGGAUGAUAUAUGCCAUGUUAGGUGAGAUGCAUACGAGAACAAUGUCAGACGUAUGUUGGCUGCUGCACCUGAAUGAGCUGGAUAAUAGCGGCUUGUUGUUGUGACAUCCUGAAAAGCAAACAAAGCCGGGGCUGGUCUUCUCUCCUCUAACUGUGCUGAUGAAGAUGGGACCAAGUUGACUUCGUGUCAGCACUCUGCCGGAUGUGAGGCCACGCGGGUACUCGUUGGCCGUCCUGUUGGAACAACAAUGCCAAGCUCUCAGGUUUCCGGUAUGGGCACUAAUUGCACUGACGUUCCUUGGGAGCCUGGCGUCACCAGCUCCAGUCAAGACCAAGCCUGGUCCUCCACUGCUAACAGUGUGGUGAAGAUGGUGCUCAUAUCUCUCAUACUGUGUGUGUCCUUGUUUGGGAAUGUGGUGGUUCUGUUGGUGUUCCAGAGGAAGCCUCAGCUCCUUCACGUGGCCAAUCGCUUCGUCCUCAACCUCCUCUUGGCAGACCUACUCCAGACCAUAUUAGUCAUGCCCUUUGCCAUUGCAGCCACCGUGCCAGGUGUGUGGCCCCUGGAUGCCCGACUGUGCCAGGCCCUGGUGGUGCUCAUGCACCUUUUUGCAUUUGCUGGAGUCAACACGAUAAUAGUUGUUUCUGUGGAUCGCUACCUGGCCAUCAUCCACCCUCUGUCCUAUCCCACACGUAUGACCCCUCACCUGGGCACCAACCUGAUCAUCUGCACCUGGGUGCUCAGUUUACUGCAGAGCACUCCUCCCCUUUAUGGUUGGGGGGCCAUUGACUUUGACCACCAUCACAAUAUGUGCUCAGUGGUGUGGUCCUCCAGCCUGUCGUACUCUGCUGUGGUAUCCACUUUCUCCUUUUGGCUGCCUGUGCUCAUCAUGCUCGGAUGUUACUGGAUGGUGUUCAGAGCAGCUCGGAGGCAAAACGCACUUGUGCACCCCAUACGGACACAAUCCUACUCCCAGCCCUGCCCUCAGGACUUCCAGGGACCUGGCAGUCCACAGCGGCAGCCCCAGCCUCAGUCUCAGCAGGCCAGUUCACCUGAUGGACCCUACACAGCCAGGGGGUACCCCGUUCGAGUGAGGCACAGACGUUUCCACUACCACUGCAAAGCAGCUCGUGUAGUUUUUGUAAUUAUGUCUUCAUAUAUCCUCAGCAUGGGGCCUUACAGCAUACUGAAUACAAUAUCUAUGAGUCCCGGAACAGUUGUACCCCCUUGGCUGUCCUCUGUUGCCCUUGUGCUCUUUUUUUUGCAGUGCUGCCUCCACCCGUACAUUUACGGUUACAUGCACCGUAGCGUGAGGAAGGAAUUCCUAGCUUUGCUUUGCGGAAUCUUCUGCAAGCAGGGCCGUCCCAGGCAGAGCUCUGCUGUGGAAAGCUGUUUCACAACUACAGAGGGCCGUUUUGUCGCCCACUCUCAACUGCCCAGCAUGACCGCUCGAGUCUUCCCUCUGCGGACUUGGGAAGAGUGCACAACGUCCUCCUCUCCCACCUGCGAGAGGAAGUUGAGGGACAGCCGUAAAGAGACGACCUCCACCAGUGUCAGCUCUGAGAGGGAACUCACAGUCCACAGCAAGUGAAGCACGUGAACUGCCUCGAGGACACAUCGGAGAGGCAGUAUGUGCUCUUACUUGAAGAGAUUUGUAUACAAUAUAUACACAAUUAAGUUAGUAUACCCUCUUAACAGCAGAAUUGUGCAUUCUGCAUAAAGAAUGGUGGUGUUACUGACUUGAUCACCAACAUAAUGAUCUUUUACUGCUUUGUAAUAAGUUUGACUGAAUGAUUUACUCAAGAUCAAAUGUAUCUUGGUCCAUUCAUUGUUGUAUUAAGAAUGUGUAAUAUACUGUCUGUGCAAAAGAAAUCCAAAACAAUGACUGUUCCUUUGCUUUGCAUCAAAUUUUGUAAAAGAGAUUCGUGUUUGAGUCACACGAGUCGUAUAAGUUAAAUGUACUGAAUUGCUGUAGCUAUUGUUAUAAAAAAAAAAACUGGUAUUUCAGGAAAUAAGGUGAUUUAUUUGUCCUUGUGGAAUCCUGG